AUGGCUGAGACACUGACUGGAAGAGAGGUAAUAGGGGGAAGAGCGGGAGAGAGAGAGAAAUCCAAGGUCGACAACGAUGCGCUCGGUGUUGCUGCUGGUGGAGGUGGUGGCGAUGGCGAUGGCGGUAUGGGGUGGAGUAGUGGUGGCUCUUAUGACCAGUUCAUAGUCGCGCGGUCCAACAACGCUUCGCUCUCUCUCCGUCGCUCCAUGAAAAGAGCGGACGCGGACACAAUGUAUGUCAGUGUUAGGGUGUGGCCUUCGUCCCGCUUUCCGCUCUUCGCCCCCCGCGCUCGCGCACACACCGCUCCUUCAUCUUCGUCGUCUACCUUUUUUGUCGGCAACCGCUGUUGCACAAGCGGCUGCUUUCAAAUGUGA
Strongylus vulgaris is the source of this 375-nucleotide messenger RNA. The record is from the annotation of a GenBank genome assembly. NCBI's taxonomy places the organism in Eukaryota, Metazoa, Nematoda, Chromadorea, Rhabditida, Strongylidae.